Messenger RNA from Dovyalis caffra, 3231 nucleotides. The record is from the annotation of a GenBank genome assembly. NCBI's taxonomy places the organism in Eukaryota, Viridiplantae, Streptophyta, Magnoliopsida, Malpighiales, Salicaceae.
AUGGCAAACACCACAUGGCUUCUCUACUACUUAACUCACCGCCGAUUCUCACUUUCAUUCAGGUCAUUCUUCUUCAUCCCUACAUCCUUAGCCCUCUUUACUUCUCUCUUCAUCCUCUUUUACAUUUCCACCACCUCCACUCUCUUCUUUUCUCAUCAAAAGCCAUCCAUACCUCACCUAAACCAACCACUUUUAUCUGGGUCAUCAUCUAUCCCCCAAAAUAAAAUUCCUGUUCCAUUUAACAAUAAUACUAAAAACCCUUCUGUUCAUGUAUCCAAAAUCAGUCGCUCGAAAGAGAAUAGCAGUGAUGGAAAGGAAAGUCAACGGUCUUUGUGGCCUCAAUUGAGCUCCUCUGAUGGAAUCUAUGUGAAUAACGAGGUGUUCCAUGAUAAAGAUAUCUUUCUGGAAGACUAUAGACAAAUGAAUAGGAGCUUUAAGAUAUAUGCUUAUCCUCACAGGCGAGAUGACCCAUUUGCGAAUGCACUCUUUCCGGUUGAUUCGGAACCUGGGGGCAAUUACGCCAGUGAAAGUUACUUUAAGAAGGUUCUUAUGAAAAGUGAUUUCAUCACAAAAGAUCCAGCAAAGGCAGAUCUUUUCUUUCUUCCCUUUUCAAUUGCAAGGUUGCGGCAUGACCCUCGAGUUGGUGUAGGAGGUAUCCAAGAUUUCAUCAGAGAUUACAUCUUAAAUGUAAGCCAGAAGUACCCAUAUUGGAAUAGGACAGGUGGAGCUGAUCAUUUCUAUGUUGCUUGUCAUUCCAUUGGCCGGUCAGCAAUGGAGAAGUCAGAGGAAGUAAAAUUUAAUGCCAUUCAAGUUGUUUGCUCUUCAAGCUAUUUCCUUUCUGGAUACAUUGCUCACAAGGAUGCCUCCCUACCACAAAUUUGGCCCAGACAAGGAGAUCCUCCUAAUCUUGCGUCGUCAAAGAGGAAGAAACUUGCUUUCUUUGCUGGAUCAAUCAACUCCCCUGUCCGCGAAAGGCUUCUUGAUUCUUGGAGAAAUGACUCGGAGAUCUUUGCCCACUUUGGUCGGCUCACAACACCUUAUUCUGAUGAGCUACUUGGAAGCAAGUUCUGCCUCCAUGUCAAAGGCUUCGAAGUAAACACAGCUCGAAUUGCAGAUUCGCUAUAUUAUGGUUGCGUUCCAGUUAUCAUUGCCAAUCACUAUGAUCUUCCAUUUGCAGACAUUCUGAAUUGGAAGAGCUUCUCAGUUGUUGUUGCCACUUUAGAUAUUCCAUUGCUUAAGAAAAUCCUAAAAGGUCUAAGUUCUGACCAAUAUCUGAAGUUUCAAAAAAAAGUAUUAGAGGUGCGAAGACAUUUCCAGUGGCAUCUUCCUCCAGUUGAUUAUGAUGCAUUUUACAUGGUGAUGUAUGAAUUAUGGCUGCGACGGACUUCUAGUGAUAGAGUUGUUAGAAAUAAGAAGUUGUGGGGGCCUGUGAAGUCAUUGACCUCGUUGCAGCCUUAUGCCAAUCCAAGAAGCAACUAUCCUGUUCCAAAUGAAAAGAACAACGGUUACAUUUAUGCAAAACUUUUUGGUGGAUUUGAGAAGAUAAAAUCCUCGAUCUGUGAUCUUGUCAUCAUAUCCAGGCUUCUAAAUGCUACUCUUGUCAUUCCAGAGAUUCAAGAAAGUCUUCAAUCAAAAGGCAUUAGUUACAAAUUCAAGAGUUUUUCAUAUCUCUAUGAUGAAGAGCAGUUCAUAGCAUCACUAAAAAAUGAUGUAAUCAUUGUGAAGAGCCUGCCUGAGAAUUUGAAAGCAGCCAGGAGAAGGAAUGAGGUCCGUACAUAUAAGCCCAAAAGAUAUGCUUCUCCAGAUUUCUACGUUAAAGAAAUUUUGCCCGUGUUAAAGAAAUCCAAGGUUAUUGGACUAGUUCUUCAUGAUGGAGGAUGCCUGCAGUCAAUUCUUCCACCGAGCAUGUCUGAGUUUCAGAGGCUUAGAUGUCGGGUUGCAUUCCAUGCUCUAAAAUUUCGCCAAGAAAUUCAGGUGCUUGGUCAGUUGAUGAUUCAGAGGUUACGGGCAUCUGGUCAACCUUUUCUUGCAUUUCAUCCUGGCUUAGUGAGAAACACCUUGGCAUAUCAUGGUUGUGCAGAACUAUUCCAGGAUGUUCAUACCGAGCUUAUACAGUAUCGAAGGGCACAGAUGAUUAAGCAAGGGAUUCUUAAUGAUGAGCUAAGUAUAAAAUCACAUGUCCGUAGAGACAAUGGGUCAUGCCCCCUCAUGCCAGAAGAGGUUGGUCUUCUUCUUCAAGCUAUGGGCUAUUCUAAUAGUACAAUGAUCUAUGUGGCUGGUUCUGAAACUUUCGGAGGUCAACGCGUUUUGAUCCCUCUGCGUGCCAUGUUCUCCAACACUGUGGAUUGCACUCGAGUGUGCACUAAGCGAGAAUUGUCUGAUUUGGUUGGCCCUGAAACACCUCUUCCAUUGAAUCCUUUCCAGCCACCUCCUACCAAAAGUGAGGAACAACUUAAAGAAGAGUGGAAUAAGGCAGGUCCUCGGCCUCGUCCCCUUCCUCCACCUCCAGACAGACCCAUCUAUCAACAUGAAAAAGAAGGGUGGUACGGUUGGAUCAGUGAGUCUGACACAGAACCAGACCCUUCACCUGUAGAUCUGAGGAUGCAAGCACACAGGUUACUCUGGGAUGCCCUUGAUUAUAUUGUAUCAGUGGAAGCGGAUGCAUUCUUUCCUGGUUUUCAUAACGAUGGUAGUGGAUGGCCGGACUUCUCAAGCUUGGUCAUGGGACAGCGGCUGUAUGAGAGGGCUUCUUCUAGAACAUAUCGGCCAGACAGGAGAGUUAUUGCAGAACUCUUCAACAUUACCCGUGAGAACAUGUACUACCAUCGCAAUCAUCAUUGGAAAAUUUCAAUCAGGGAACAUCUCAACAAAAGCUUGAGUGAAGAUGGCCUUAUCAGGCAAUCCCUUCUGUCAAAGCCAACCACAUUCCUGUCUCACCCGCUUCCUGAGUGCUCUUGUAUAAUUCCUUCUGCUGAGGUUCCAAAACAGGCAAAAGGUAAUGAUGGCCGGUUCCUAUAUGGAGGAGAGGAUGAGUGCCCAAGAUGGAUGCAGCGUAGUCAGGAAGAUACUCACCCAGAGUCAGCAGUAGCGGAAGAUAGUAGUAAUGAUAAUAGUGAGUUAGAAUAUGAAAAUGAUGGUGUUGAACAGCAAGAAUCUGAUGACAAAGAAAGUAAAAGUAGUCUUACUCAACUACUGAUGGAUCAGGAUGAUGAAUGGGAUCCCAAUGACUAG